Messenger RNA from Parascedosporium putredinis, 825 nucleotides. The record is from the annotation of a GenBank genome assembly. NCBI's taxonomy places the organism in Eukaryota, Fungi, Ascomycota, Sordariomycetes, Microascales, Microascaceae.
AUGAAGCACAAUGCUACAACGGCGUUGUCGAAUGCCUUUCGGGGCCUCCGAAUAACCUCUUCCAUCGCCCCAGUAGCGCUGAAUUCCGGUCGCGCUUCGAGCUUCGGUACUCCCAACCAUGUCCGUUUCCUCUCCACGUCGCCGGCCUUGAUGGGGAACUGGCUGGAGCCCUCGAUCGACCGCACGAAGAAGAUGAUGAAGGGACGCCCUAGGGUAGCCACUGGCGGGUCGACCAAGGGAACGACGGUGAUGUGGGGCGACUAUGGUCUGCGCAUGAACGACCACCACAGGAGAAUCAGCGCAAAACACCUAAAGAUGGCGGAAGACACGAUAAAGACGAGGCUCAGGGGAGAAAAGUAUCGUCUAUACAAGCGCGUAUGCUGUAACGUUGGUGUAUACACGAGCGGAAACGAGACUCGUAUGGGUAAGGGUAAGGGAUCCUUCGACUACUGGGCUGCUAGGAUUGCCGUCAACCAGAUUCUCUUCGAGAUCAAGGGACUUGCCCACGAGAAGGUCAUUUUAGAUGCCCUGCGUUUAGCUGGAAACAAGUUGCCCGGCCACUACGAGUGUGUAAGGAAGGGAGAGGCUCCUGUCGUGGGAACGACAAAGCUUGAUGGAGUCACUCUUGAUGAUCUCAAGCGACCGCGCAGAAAGGAUAUCCCGCCGGCCCUUCUUGCGGCAGCUCAAAAGAGCUCUGCACCCUCGUCACACCCACCGAACCCUCCGCUGAACAACCUUCUUCUUCCAACUAAGUCAUCCAAGGGCAUAGAUCACGAGGUAGAGCUCUUGGCCUCAAGUUGUACCAAUAUAACUGUUAGGACUUAA